AUGAGUAUAUUUAUGGACUUAUCACUCAUCCGACCACAUGAAGGUGCUGAGCACCCGGUGCAUUAUGUUAGCAAAGCAUUACAAGAUGUUGAGGUUCGGUACCCAGAUAUUGAGAAACUAGCCUUCGCCCUGGUAGUUUUGGCUAGACGCCCGAGACCGUACUUCCAACAGCACACCAUCCAUGUCCUAACCAAUCAGCCACAAAGGCAGGGCCAGGCCGUUGCUGACUUCAUAUUAGAAUUCACGGAACCCUUAGCUUUGGCCUCUACCCAAAUCAUAACCGAACCCAAUCUUCCCUUGAGCCAAGUCCACAUCGCCAGCAACGGCACCCUCGACCUGACCCAGCCCUUGUGGACCUUAUAUGUGGAUGGCUCCUCCAAUGCUCAGGGAUGUGAGGCCGGCCUCAUCCUCAUCUCCCCAGACAAAGUUGUCCUUGAGUACGCCCUACACUUCAAAUUCCAUGCCUCCAACAAUGUGGCCGAAUAUGAAGCACUUUUAGCUGGCCUUUGGCUAGCCAAAGAGAUGGCUUACCUCCAGCAUACCCGCCACUUGCUUGCAACUUUCAAUGCUUAUCUCAUAAGCCAGGUGCCACGCUCUGAGAACAGCCAUGCUGAUGCUUUAGCUAGGCUAGCCUCUGUCUUGGAGCAGGGUAUAGGACGCAACAUCCACAUCGAGUUCAUAGAUCAGCCCAGCACACAGGCACCACUCAUCCGUACCAUUGAUCACAGCCCUAUGUGGAUGGACCCCAUCCUUCUGUUCUUGCAAAAUCAAAUACUACUUGCUGAUUCUGCUGAGGCACGACAGGAAAGUAAUUAUGUCCUUCGGGAGAUUCAUGAGGGCAUCUGUGACAACCACUCAGGUGCUCGCUCACUAAUACAUAAGGCCAUUCACCAAGGAUACUUUUGGCCAUCACUUCACACCGAUGCUUAUGCCUUCACCCAAAAGUGCGAUAAGUGCCAGCGGUUUACCAACACCCCACAACUCCCAGUUGAACCAUUGACAGCCAUGGUCAGUCCUUGGCCAUUCGCCCAAUGGGGACUUGACCUCAUUGGACCUAUGCCUGAGGACAAUGGUGAGGUCAAGUAUGUAGUUGUAGCUAUGGACUACUUCACCAAGUGGGCUGAAGCUGAAGCUGAAGCCUUAGCCACCAUCACAGACAGCGACUGGCAAUUUGACAAUGCAAAGUUCAAGCAAUUUUGUUCCAACCUCAAUAUACGACUUUGCUUCGCCUCUCCAGCCCAUCCUCAGUCUAAUGGCCAGGUCGAAACUAUGAACAAAAUCAUCAAGAAAACCCUAAAGACCAAGCUUGACAAAGCAAAGGGAGAAACAACAUUCUCUCUCUCCUUUGGUACCGAGGCCCUAGCACCAGUGGAGAUUGGCCAGUCCACAUACCAAACCUCCACUUAUGAUGUCGAGGCCAAUGACGAGCAGUUAGCCCUGAACCUCGACUUCAUUGACGAGUUCCGUGACAAAUCCAACAUGAGCAACGUCGCGUACAAACAACGUAUCGCCAAGUACUAUGACUCCUGA
This is a messenger RNA of Prunus armeniaca (apricot), 1530 nucleotides long. The record is from the annotation of a GenBank genome assembly. Lineage: Eukaryota; Viridiplantae; Streptophyta; Magnoliopsida; Rosales; Rosaceae.